UAAUCAUUGCCAACCAUAAGUCCAUAAAGUUAAUCUGUGCCUCCAGCUUCCGAAAUCUUUUCAUCUUUCUGCCUUUCUGUGCUUUCACUUUUCAUUCGAAAAAAUAGUACUAUGUCUUGGAUUUUCGGUUAUGGAAAAAGUGACCAGGGGUAUAGCGUUCCCCCUUCAUCUGGAGAUGGAAGUGCCGGUUCUCAACCUGUUCCUGAGAUGGGACUCUCUAAAGCAGAAAAAAAAGCCAUGGAAGCUUACAGAUUUGAUUCUUCGGCCCUGGAAAGAGCGGCACAGGCUGCUAGGGAAUUAGAGCAAUCAAGACAUGCCAAAGAAGCUCUGGAAUUAUCUAAACUUCAGGAAGCAACUAAACAAAUUGAACAAAAUGCAAAAAUUAAAGAAUAUGAAGCACACAUUGCACAACUUCAAAUUGAAUCUAAAAAGUCUGAAGCAGAAGAAAAACGCAAAUAUCUUCAAGAAGAAACAAGGCAACAUCAACAAAGAGCCCAAUAUCAAGAUCAGUUGGCAAGAAAACGCUAUGAUGAUCAGUUAUCACAACAACAACGAAUGAAUGAAGAAAAUCUAAAAAGGCAAGAAGAAUCAGUUGCUAAGCAAGAAGCAAUGCGUAAAGCCACCAUAGAGCAUGAAAUGGAGUUGAGACAUAAAAAUGAGAUGAAACGUGUUGAAGCUGAAUUGAAAGCCAAAGCAAAGGUUGACAGAGAAAAUAGGGAUCUAACUUUGGAACAAAUAAGGGUGAAAGCUUCUGAAAAUAGAGUAACAGUGCUAGAAAGUAUAAAAACUGCUGGCUCAGUUCUAGGGUCCGGAGCUCAAGUUUUGUUAACCGAUUGGAAUAAGGUUCUUGUAGCAGCCGGAGGAUUUUCCUUAAUUGCAUUAGGAGUUUAUUCUGCUAAAGGUGCCACCGGCGUAACCACCAGAUAUAUUGAAUCUAGGCUCGGAAAACCUUCCUUAGUUAGAGAGACAUCAAGAUUUACACUUCUGGAUGUUUUUAAGGAUCCAUGGCGACAGUUGCAGAAGGUUAAAGAAUUGAAACUGCAAAAGGAGCAAGAUGCUUUAAGUGGAAUCGUUUUGGCCCCAAAACUUGAGGAGAGACUUCGGGACAUUGCUAUAGCUACCAAAAAUACAAAACAAAACAGAGGGAUGUAUAGGAACAUAUUGAUGCAUGGCCCUCCAGGAACGGGUAAAACAAUGUUUGCCAAAAAAUUGGCGAAGCAUUCUGGUAUGGACUAUGCUAUUUUGACUGGUGGUGACAUAGCUCCAAUGGGCAGAGACGGAGUAACUGCUAUUCAUAAAGUUUUUGAUUGGGCUAACUCUUCUAGAAAAGGACUUUUACUUUUUGUUGAUGAAGCUGAUGCCUUCCUCCGAAAAAGAUCAUCUGAAAACAUUUCCGAAGAUCUCAGAGCCACGCUCAAUGCAUUUUUGUAUAGGACUGGCGAGCAGAGUCAGAAAUUUAUGUUGGUACUGGCAUCCAAUACUCCAGAACAGUUCGAUUGGGCUGUUAAUGAUCGUUUGGAUGAAAUGAUAGAGUUUGACUUACCUGGUUUGGAGGAACGUGAAAGAUUGAUGAGACUUUAUUUCGAAAAAUUCGUGCUGCAACCAGCAGCUGAGGGUAAAAGAAGAUUGAAACUCGACAAUUUCGACUACAGUGCGUUAUGCAGCAAAAUGGCCGAAAUGACGGAAGGUAUGUCUGGUAGAGAAAUCGCGAAACUUGGUGUUGCAUGGCAAGCGGCUGCUUAUUCUUCAGAAGACGGAAUUUUGACAGAAAAAAUGGUAAUUGAGAAAUGCGAAUAUAGUGUGAAACAACACAGACAGAAGGUAAAAUGGCAAUCUGAACAAGAGAGGAAGGAAUCCAAAAGUAUAUAUCAGUCCGAGAAAGAGGAUUCAUAUGUAACUGUGGUUCCAAAAGAAAAUAAGAAGAACGAGAGGAUUCAAGUUGAAAGAGAUAGCUGAAACAUAUCUAGUGUGGUAUUGCAGAAAAACAAAAACAAAAUUUCUUAUGUAUUUGAAAAGAGACUUGAUUGAUUUCGUUUAAAUGAGAACCAGAAACUAGUCACUAAAAUAUGAUCAGAAGAUUUGUAUAAAUGUAUACUGAUCGUUGAGUAAUCCGAUAUGUUCAACCUUUUAAACAUUACUGGUAGAAAAAGCAUUUGUUAUUGUUAUAGCUGUUUCUCCAGCUUUUUGUAUUCUUCAUGAGAGAGACUAUUCGAAUGUUUGUACGUAUGGAAUAUUUUGAAUAAGUUUUGAAUGUUAUUAUAAUCAUGAAUUGCACGGUCUUCCUAUGUGACGUAAAUAUUCCACUUUUCAAAUAUAUUUUUUUGCAGUACA
Molecule: messenger RNA, 2331 nt
Organism: Coccinella septempunctata (seven-spotted ladybird)
Lineage: Eukaryota; Metazoa; Arthropoda; Insecta; Coleoptera; Coccinellidae
Gene: bor
Product: ATPase family AAA domain-containing protein 3A homolog
Exons: 9
Coding region: 112-1956 (614 amino acids)
Biological process (GO): mitochondrion organization
Cellular component (GO): mitochondrion
Molecular function (GO): zinc ion binding; ATP hydrolysis activity; ATP binding
Source: RefSeq, a predicted model, not a curated record